UGGAGUUUGGACUAUGGGGAAAGAGGGAAGAAUUUCGGUCAGCUCCGUGCCACAGAAAACCAUAUAAAUUCACCAUAUUAUAAAGAAUCACUGCGUUCAAGAAAACCCAAUUUUGAUUCCGAGUUUUCCCUUCACAUUUUCACAACCUUCAGAACUCGGAAAUGACUAGCUGUAUGUGUAGCAGAGCAUCGAUUGUGGUCAAUCCGAUUCACAGAGAUGGUUUUGCAUCGUUGACCACCCAGCUAACUCGUGUUAGGGUUUCUGUACCAUGUGGUUCAAGAACCAGGCCCCUCGGAAAUUCAAGGGUUUCUGGGGUGCGAGCUUCAGCUGUGGAAUCCUAUGAAGGCUCCUCUAAUUUCGUUAAUCGCAUGGAAAAAGCAUGGUUAAUCUCUAAGCAACCAAGGCCUGUUGCUUGUUCUUCUUGCAACUCAAAUGGGCAUAUCGAAUGCAAAUGGUGUGCUGGUACAGGCUUCUUUGUUCUUGGCGAUAACAUGCUUUGCCAAGUCCCUUCAAAAAGUACUAGUUGCGUCAUAUGUACCGGGAAGGGAUCAAUGCGAUGCUCAGAUUGUAAGGGAACAGGUUUUCGUGCCAAGUGGUUAGGACAGCCUCCUAUAUCCAAGUAGCAGAUUUUCUUGAUAGAGAUUUCUGUCUUUCUGAUGUCGAAAAGCCUCAAGCAUCAAAGCUGAAGUAGAAGUUGUAUUAACAUAUUCAUGUUGUAACAUACAUUCUAGGAUUAUGGUCCACUUGUUGUAAUUGCAUAUUCUUUAAUCACAAUAAAAGUCAGAUCCUUUAUUGUUUAAAGAACCCCUUACUCCACAUAUUUGUCUUAAAGCUUGAGAUGCAAUGAAAUUGUGUUUUAAGGGUGCUA
Argentina anserina (silverweed cinquefoil) is the source of this 868-nucleotide messenger RNA. RefSeq lists its product as uncharacterized. The record is from RefSeq and is a predicted model, not a curated record. NCBI's taxonomy places the organism in Eukaryota, Viridiplantae, Streptophyta, Magnoliopsida, Rosales, Rosaceae. The coding region runs from base 162 to 623 and encodes 153 amino acids. The transcript has 3 exons.